Messenger RNA from Phacochoerus africanus (Common warthog), 3165 nucleotides. It is a transcript of the gene MINAR1, whose product is annotated as membrane integral NOTCH2 associated receptor 1. Gene Ontology annotation, cellular component: plasma membrane. Lineage: Eukaryota; Metazoa; Chordata; Mammalia; Artiodactyla; Suidae. The transcript is spliced from 3 exons. The coding region runs from base 1 to 2754 and encodes 917 amino acids. The record is from RefSeq and is a predicted model, not a curated record. Gene Ontology annotation, biological process: negative regulation of cell population proliferation; negative regulation of TOR signaling.
AUGGAGACCAGUCAGGACACUUCCCUCUUCUUGGUGAAGAUCUUAGAGGAGCUGGACAGCAAACAAAAUACAGUUUCCUACCAGGACCUGUGCAAAUCCCUGUGCGCCCGCUUUGACCUGUCCCAGCUCGCCAAACUGAGAAGCGUGCUCUUCUACACGGCUUGCCUCGACCCCAAUUUCCCAGCCACGUUGUUCAAAGACAAGAUGAAAUGCACCGUCAACAACCAGCAAUCGAAGAAGAUCAUGGUGGCGGCAGAUAUCGUGACGAUAUUCAACCUGAUCCAGAUGAAUGGGGGCGCCGCCAAGGAGAAGCUGCCCAGCGGCCGGCAGAAGGCGCGCAAGAAGGAGGCGUCCUUUGACUCGUGCCGCUCGGACACGGAGAUCUGCGGCGCCGCCGAGUGUGAGGCCCUGGACUGCGAAAUGAGCGACAGGCCUUUCAGCCGGGGCUACCCGCCCCGCCAGUCGUCCAAGUGCCGGAAGAUGGACUGCAAGGACUGCCCGCAGUUCGUACCUGCCUCCGAGCCCAACUUCCUGCUGGGGGUGAGCAAAGAGGGGAAGCACCGGGCGGCUUCCCUGGACAGGCUGCAGGCUCUGGCCACGUACUCGGUGGCCAGCCCUCAGCCGUGCGAGAUGCAGAGAACGUACUUCCCCAUGAACAUCGAGAACGAGUCCAUGUCCGAUCAGGACUCCCUGCCCCUCGCCCAGGGCAUCAAGGAGACUUUCAUUGCUAACGAGGAGCCCUUCGUGGUCCAGUCCUGUGUCCAGAAAAGGAACAUCUUCAAAGAGGAUUUUCACAAUCUGAUGGCCGUGUCCCCGGGGUUGGCCGGCCCCGCUACCAAGGCAGAGGGCGAACGCGGGGAACCCCAGGGCCGCAAGGAGGCCCACAAAACGCCCUUCCCUAAUCACAGCUUCGAGAUGCCCUACAACAGCCAGUACCUGAAUCCCGUGUACUCCCCUGUUCCUGACAAGAGGCGGGCAAAGCACGAAAGCUUAGAUGACCUUCAAGCCUCCACGUAUUUUGGACCCACUCCAGUGAUGGGGACCCAGGAGGCCAGGCGCUGUCCAGGAAGGCCCAGCAAGCAGACUCCCUGGCCGGCUAAAAGCUGGAGCCUAAACACGGAAGAAGUCCCUGACUUUGAACGGUCCUUUUUCAAUAGGAAUCCCUCCGAGGAGAAGCUCCGCUAUCCAAAUUCCAGCAGCCAGACCCCCAGUUUCCCAACCCCAGACAGGCGCCCAGCUUACCUCACACCACAGGACCAACAGCCAAUUCUCCCUGUCGGCUAUGCGGCCAAACCAAACGGACUCAAGUCUAAAGAGAUCUCGUCCCCCGUUGACCUGGAGAAGCAUGAACCGGUCAAAAAGUUUAAAGACAAGAGCAUUAGCUGUACCAGUGGACAGCUCAGCUCAGACACCAGUAGCGUGGGCACCCAGACCGAGCAGCAUGUGCUGGAGCCCAAGAAAUGCAAGGACUUGUGCGCCUCCGGGCAGGGCAAGUUCAGCGACAGGCACACCAUGAAGCAGUCAGAUGACGACUCGGAAGUCGUCAGCGAUGACAUCAGCGACAUUUUCCGGUUUCUCGAUGACAUGAGCAUCAGUGGCUCGACGGGAGUGAUACAGUCAUCCUGCUACAACAGCACAGGGUCCUUGUCUCAGCUUCACAAGUCGGACUGUGACAGUUCACCAGAGCACAACCGAGCCAAAAUCGCCAACGGGCUCCCAAGCAGCAAAGGAGAAAAGGGCAACCGGCCUGAAAAUGGCCACCACUCAGAAGAGGAGUUGAAGACCAGUGUGUGCAAACUGGUGCUCAGGAUCGGCGAAAUUGAACGGAAGCUUGAAUCGCUCUCUGGUGUCCGCGAGGAAAUCUCCCAGGUCCUGGGAAAGCUCAAUAAAUUGGAUCAGAAAAUGCAGCAGCCUGAGAAGGUGAGUGUGCAGAUAGAUCUGAAUUCCUUGACCAGCGAGGCUCCCUCCGAUGAGAGCGCCUCUCCUCAGAUGUUCCGUGCACACAACGGCCCCCACGGACCCAAACUGGAGAACAGUGCCGACUGGUGCUGCUCGGAUGCCAGCGGAAGCAACAGUGAAAGCCUUCGUGUCCAGGCCUUAAAAAAAAGCCUCUUCACCAGGCCCUCCUCCAGGUCCCUGACGGAGGAGAACAGUGCCACGGAAUCCAAAAUCGCCAGCAUCUCCAACUCGCCCAGGGACUGGCGCACCAUCACGUACCCCAACCGUGUGGGCGUCGGCGAGGAGGAGAUCAAGGACAGAGGCCCCGGAGACAGUACGGACUGGCAUCGAAAAUCUAAAGAGGCAGACAGGCAGUACGACCUCCCCCCGCAGCACCGGCUGCCCAAGCAGCCCCAAGAUGGCUUCCUGGUGGAGCAGGUGUUCAGCCCACACCCCUACCCCGCCUCCCUCAAGGCCCACAUGAAGAACAACCCCCUGUACACGGACAUGCGGCUGACGGAGCUGGCCGAGGUGAAGCGGGGCCAGCCUUCCUGGACCAUCGAGGAGUACACACGCAAUGCCGGUGACAAGGGCAAGCUGACGGCCUUGGACCUGCAGACGCAAGAAUCUUUAAACCCAAACAACUUAGAAUAUUGGAUGGAAGAUAUUUACACGCCAGGCUACGACUCAUUACUAAAACGUAAAGAAGCCGAGUUCAGACGAGCCAAGGUCUGCAAGAUAGCUGCUCUGAUUGCUGCGGCCGCGUGUACGGUCAUUCUUGUCAUCGUUGUGCCCAUCUGCACCAUGAAAUCGUGAGCCCAGGGACUCAAUGUUGUGGACGGCUGGUGACGCCCGAUGUCUCCCUCUGUAGUUUAAGACCAUGCAGCGGUCUGGCCACAGGCUGGGGAGAGAGAGAUGAAAUCGUGGAGGCUUUUCUGCACCUGCUGACCAUGGUCUUCAGAAAGUAUAUAUUCGAGAGAGAUCUACCUUACCUGUUAGCUUUGAUUUAAUCACACACGGAUGAAUUUUAAGAAGUGCAAUAUCUUUUCCUACCAGAAGAAUGUAAUGGACUACCAGUAGAUACACACUGAAUUCCAAGCAAAAAAGUAAAAAUAGAGAGAGAGAGAAGAAAGAUUAAUUGGUUGGAUUCUUUCCAUUUUGAUGAAAUUUCAUGGCGGGGAAUAUGGUAUAGAGGAAAUAUUUAAUACAUGCCUCUUUGAGGGAAGC